GUUUGGUGCUAGUGUGACCAGCGACUGCAGGCAAGUGACCAGCGACCGGCUAGUACUAACCGGGAUGACACAUGUGUCAGCGACGUCACGUCUGCCACGCCGGUCACCUAUCCAAUGGCACGGGUACUAAAUAUUUUUACACCUCGACAUUUCAAUUGGACUGUCGUGACGGUGUCGUCCCUUAACCGUCAGCCAAAAUGCAGUGAUAAUCAAAGCUCACUGCGGCCACGGGCCCACGCUUGAUUACCGGUAACCGCAGACAGCAUUUAUGCUGAUUAUGGGAACUCGGGUAACUUGAACUUCUUGCCAGCGGGCUUACACUGCCGCUAUCGAUAUAUAGUCUGUUAUCGUUUGGUUAUCCGAGUUAACGUUCAGCAUCACAGACCACUACAGCACGUCAUGGAUCUUGGAUUGCAAGGAGUGCACGUCAUUGUAACAGGGGCAAGUGGUGCCAUUGGGCUAGAGACAGUGAAAUUGUUUUGUGCAUUGGGCGCGAAUGUGACCGCACAUUAUAACUCCAAAUUUGGUCCGAUCCAGGAGCUUCUGGCAUCGAACACCAAUCUUCAACAUGUCCAAGCGAAUUUGUCUCAAGAGGAGGACGUGGUGGGUAUGUUCGAGUCGUUAGCUGUUAUGCCUCAUGGCCCCGUACAAGUGGUGAUCGUCAACCACGCUAUAUAUCCAUUUUCGGAGACUCCAAUCGCAAGGAUGACGCUGGACCGAUGGAACACCACCAUAACUGCGAACUUGACAUCGUCAUUCCUGGUGUGCAGAGAGUAUUUGAAGCACCUUGAACGUGCACCCUCUACUAUCAAGGAAAAGGCGGCGAUUGUGCUUAUCGGAAGUACUUCUGGGAAGUUUGGCGAACCUAAUCAUGGGGACUACGCUGUGACGAAGAGCGCAAUGAUGUACGGUUUGAACCUCACUCUCAAGAACGAAAUCGUGAAGAUAGCCCCCAAAGGCAGAGUCAACUGUAUUGCACCUGGCUGUGUCAAGACACCCAAGACUGAAGAAGCCUUGAAGAAUUUUCAAAUAGCGUAUCGUAUUUUGGCUACGACUCCACUUAAGAAGGUGGCCAUGCCGAUCGACGUCGCAACGCAGAUUGUGGUCCUUGCAUCAUCCACUCUCUCUGGUCAUGUCACUGGGCAAGUAGUGAUGGUUGAAGGUGGAAUGGAGGGAAUGUUGCUAAAUGGACCAGAGGAUUUGCAGGGAUCUUAAGCCAGGUUUUUUUCGUGAAUGCCUUGUCUUAUGUAUAGGAGACAAUGAAAUACUUGAAUUCUGGUUCCUAUCACUAACUUGUAAUAGUCUCGACGUGAUUCAUGGG
Molecule: messenger RNA, 1321 nt
Organism: Suillus subalutaceus
Lineage: Eukaryota; Fungi; Basidiomycota; Agaricomycetes; Boletales; Suillaceae
Product: NAD-P-binding protein
Exons: 5
Coding region: 400-1215 (271 amino acids)
Source: RefSeq, a predicted model, not a curated record